AUGAACCUUGAUAUUGUCCUAACUGCUGAAGGUUACAAAUUCGUAAUCACUGAGGAGUGCCUAGAAAAACCUGAAAAUGCUACUGAUGAUCAGGUUAAGGACUAUGACAAAUGGUUUAAGGCUGAUGAGAUGGCGCGAUGUUACAUUCUUGACUCUAUGGUGAAUGUUUUGCAACAUCAGCAUCAGUCUAUGGGGUCUGCUUAUGACAUGCUCGAAAGUCUCAAGGAGAUGUUCGGUGAGCAAAAUUGUGCGGCUAAGCAGACAGCCAUGAAAGCCCUUUUGAACACCAAGAUGGAUGAAGGAUCAAAAGUCCUUGGAGCUGUGAUUGAUAAGGAGUCUCAAGUUGAGAUGGUCCUUCAAACUCUGCCUGACAGUUUUCAAAAUUUUUUCUUGAAUUAUAAUAUGAACAAAAUGGAUUUGUCACUAGCGAAAUUGUUGAAUGAGCUGCAAGCGGCAGAAUCUAUUAUCAAACAACAAGCUCCAGUUGUGGCACUCAAUGUUGAGAAAGCUUCAGUUACUAAGUCGAAAGGCGGUAAGAAAAAGAAGAAGGCUCAAAAGGUUUUGUCACCUGGAGGUGCGGCUGGUGUGAAAAAGCCAAAGGAAAGUGCUAUCAUUGCAAGCAACUCGAGCAUCACAAAAAGCAAUGCCCUGCCUAUCUGA
This is a messenger RNA of Nicotiana attenuata, 660 nucleotides long. RefSeq lists its product as uncharacterized. The record is from RefSeq and is a predicted model, not a curated record. Bases 1 to 660 code for a protein of 219 amino acids. NCBI's taxonomy places the organism in Eukaryota, Viridiplantae, Streptophyta, Magnoliopsida, Solanales, Solanaceae. The transcript has 2 exons.